Messenger RNA from Clarias gariepinus (North African catfish), 2443 nucleotides. It is a transcript of the gene lingo4b, whose product is annotated as leucine rich repeat and Ig domain containing 4b. NCBI's taxonomy places the organism in Eukaryota, Metazoa, Chordata, Actinopteri, Siluriformes, Clariidae. The transcript has 2 exons. Gene Ontology annotation, molecular function: protein binding. The coding region runs from base 307 to 2130 and encodes 607 amino acids. The record is from RefSeq and is a predicted model, not a curated record.
UAAUCUUGCUCCAUUUACGCGAUGGCAAAGUGCCUCGAAGUUGCGUGAUGGCUGAGGAAAGUCAACCUACAUUACGAUUGCAAUUAUCUUUAUAGACCCAGGGGACAAGGAGCCUCAGACGGAAGGAAUUAGUGAAGAAGUGAAACGAUUAAAGCGCUUCACCCCCCACCCCCAGUCUCCAGACAGGUUCUCUCAUUACCGUGGUAGAGGACACGAAGACCGGAGGAGACUUCCUGAGGAGAGAAAUGCGGAUAACGACUGGGGAAAUUACGACAGUUUUCCGUUGCUUCAGUGGCAGGAGGUAAGAUGUUUGGGGAGUUGUGUCAUCCGAAGUGGGUCUUGGCACUCUUCUUACUCUGCUGUUUGCACGUAUCAGAGUCUGAUUUCCUGUGGCCAUGUCCUCAAAAAUGUAUUUGCAGACAGGAUACACUAGAAGUCAACUGCUCUUUAAAACACUUAACUGUUGUUCCAGAAGGAUUGCACAUCAGUGCCAGGCGAUUGAACCUUUCUGGCAACCGCUUGAAGACAUUGAGUCGACGACAGUUCUAUGGAUUAGCCCAACUAGAAGAGCUGGACCUUAGUGAAAACAUUAUAUCUAUGAUUGAAGUGGAAGCAUUUCAGGGUGUGAAAAAUCUACGUAUACUAAAAAUAAAAAACAACAGACUUAAGAUCAUCCCUGUUGGGGUCUUCUCUGGUUUGCCAGGUCUUCUCAGCCUGGACAUUAGCAAAAAUGAGAUACUUGUGUUUCUAGACAACACCUUUCAGGAGAUGGUGAACCUGCGGGAAAUGAAUGUAGGGGAAAAUGACUUGGUGUUUAUUUCACAAAGGGCCUUUGUUGGUCUGCAGAGCUUACAAGAGCUGAAUGUGGACCGCAGUAACCUAACCUCUAUCCCUACUGAUGCAUUUUCACAGCUCCAAAGCCUAACCAAACUGCGCCUACGGAGACUCAAUAUUAAUGUAUUGCCCAACAAUGCCUUUCGUCGACUACACCAACUGCGUACACUGCAGAUAAUUCAGUGGCCCUCUUUAGCGAUAUUAAACAGCAAUAGCCUUAUGAAUCUAAACCUCACUACCUUGGUUAUCAGUAACUGCAAUCUGAGUGCCAUACCAUAUGCCUCAUUGCGCCAUUUAACACACCUGAUCUACUUAGAUUUGUCUUACAACCCUAUCACAUCUAUAGAGGGCAAUAUGCUAGGGGAAUUGCUUAGACUUCAGGAAUUCCACUUGGUAGGUGGAAAACUGCUCCGUAUUGAGCCAGGUGCCUUUAGGUGCUUGGUUCACUUUCAGCUGCUAAACGUAUCCUCAAACCGACUUACAACGCUAGAAGAAAGUGCCUUCCAUGCAGUCGGGAACUUACAGACCUUGAGGCUAGACAGAAACCCACUAAUUUGUGACUGUCGGUUACUAUGGGUGGUGCGACGCCGUUUAAGGUUCAAUUUUGAUGGUCGCCAGCCUACAUGUUCUGCAUCUGAACGCAGUCGCAAACGGGAGUUACGUGACUUUUCAGAGGCAGAGCUCUCGAAGGUGUUCAUCUGCAGACAAGCAUGCAUCCUGGAACGUAAGCAGCAAGAAGCAAAAGUGGAGGAAGGAACAAAUGUGCAGUUUGAAUGCAAAGCUGAUGGGUAUCCCCCACCUUUUAUAACUUGGUUAUCACCCCAGCAGACUCCAUACAACUCUAUGGGUAGAAUACGAGUGCACGCCAAUGGAACUCUGGAAGUGCGUUAUGCCCAAGUCAAAGAUACUGGAACUUACAUAUGUAUUGCAGCUAAUGCUGCAGGGAAUGAUACUAUCUCAGCCAGUCUUUAUGUAAGGAACUUCCCUCGAAACUAUACAACUCCCAAUUUUUUUGAUGAUAGUUGGGUUGAAACCUCAUUGCCUCCUUCCACCAACUCAUCAACACAAGUGUCAAGCUCCUACCCCUUUGAUGCCAAGACCCUUGUCAUUGCUACAACUAUGGGGUUCCUUUCUUUUUUAAGCUCUGUGGUCAUCUGUUUUGUGUUCAUGUUCCUUUGGAGCCAAAGUAAGGGCCAGAUAAAGCACACAGCAACCAUUGACUUUGUGCCACGUACAUCGAUGGGAGGAGGUGGAGAUGGUGCAGAUACAGGAAGAUUUACAAUGAAGCUUAUAUGAUAACUAGUAAGGGAAGAAUUUAAGGGAUGCUAAUGUAUGAUACAACAACUAGAACUGUAGAAUCUGUGAACUAUACUGAAAUAAUGGGGGAUAAAUUGGUAGCAUUGCAUUAGCUCUUGCACAACUGCUUUCCAUUCAGUAUUACAAUUAGCAUUUUAUAAGGUCGGUAUAAUUUGCAAAAGAUUAACUGCUGAAACAUUAAAGAGCUUAUUUAAUUUAAAAAAUAAUAAUAAAUUGUUGAUUUGAGAAGUUUACUCCAAAAUAAACACCACCACGGACAACAUGGUUUUAAUCAGGUAAUGUGUAAAGUAUU